Molecule: messenger RNA, 1295 nt
Organism: Loxodonta africana (African savanna elephant)
Lineage: Eukaryota; Metazoa; Chordata; Mammalia; Proboscidea; Elephantidae
Product: olfactory receptor 8A1-like
Exons: 1
Coding region: 283-1242 (319 amino acids)
Biological process (GO): sensory perception of smell; G protein-coupled receptor signaling pathway
Cellular component (GO): membrane
Molecular function (GO): olfactory receptor activity; odorant binding; G protein-coupled receptor activity
Source: RefSeq, a predicted model, not a curated record
AAAGAACUGGUGAUUUGGUCCUGUAAAGAUUACAGCCUUGUAAACCCCGUGGGGCAGUUCUACUCUGUCCUAUAUGGUCACUAUGAGUCGACAUCGAUUUGAAGGCACACAACAAAGAAGACAAACUCUUUGGAUUUGAUGAUCAGAUUUUAUGUUUGUGUGUGUGUGUGUGUGUGUGUGUCACAAGACUAAUAGAAUUAUUACUAAUCAUGGACAAAUAACUUUCUUACUUUAUGGGAUUUUUCUUUUUCCUAGUUUCACAUCCCCUCUUUCCUGAAGGAAAUGGCCAAGCAAAACCAUUCCACAGUGACUGAAUUUGUCCUCGAGGGAUUGACAGACAAACCAGAACUGCAGCUGCCCCUCUUCCUCCUGUUCCUAGGGAUCUAUGGGGCCACUGUAGUGGGAAACGCAGGAAUGAUCCUCCUCAUCACUUUCAGUUCCAAGCUCCAAUCUCCCAUGUACUUUUUUCUCAGUAAUUUGUCAUCCAUUGAUCUUUUUUAUUCCUCAGUUGUUACGCCCAAACUCCUGGGAAACUUUGAAUCAGAACAAAGCAUCAUUUCUUAUGCUGGAUGUAUGACUCAGCUUUUUUUCUUUUGUGUUUUUGCUAUUGCUGACAGCUACAUGCUGACUAUCAUGGCUUAUGAUAGAUAUGUAGCUAUAUGUAGCCCACUGCUUUACAAUGUCACCAUGUCCCAAAAGGUCUGCAAUGUGCUGGUGACUGGGGUCUAUAUCAUAGCAUCUUCAGGAUCUAUGGCCCACACUAUCGUUAUGACCAGGCUCUCUUUCUGUGAGGACAAUAUCAUCCACCAUUAUUUCUGUGACAUAAUUCCCCUCCUAAAGCUCUCAUGCUCCAGAGCUUAUAUCAAUGAACUUCUGGUGAUAAUUGUAGGUGGAUUCAAUGCGUUAGCAACAACUGUGCCCAUCAUCAUCUCUUAUGCCUUUAUACUCUCCAACAUCCUUCGAAUACCUUCAGCUGAGGGCAGGUCCAAAGCCUUUGGUACCUGUGGCUCUCAUCUUACAGCUGUUGGGGUUUUUUAUGGAUCCAUCAUAUUCAUGUAUUUUAAGCCAGCAUCCAACAACAUGGCUCAGGAGAAGGUGGCCUCUGUGUUCUACACCACAGUAAUUCCUAUGCUGAAUCCUUUGAUCUACAGCCUUAGGAAUAAGGAUGUAAAAAAUGUGCUGAGCAAAGUCAUGGUUAUGAGGUACGGACCACUCCAGGUUAGUAGUCAGAACCACUAUUGAUCAUUGUAAUAGUACGCUUCUUUCUUUUUCUUAAAACUAGCUUGUAUUUCUGU